Chanos chanos (milkfish) is the source of this 3073-nucleotide messenger RNA. It is a transcript of the gene znf574, whose product is annotated as zinc finger protein 574. The coding region runs from base 1 to 3063 and encodes 1020 amino acids. Gene Ontology annotation, biological process: regulation of transcription by RNA polymerase II. Gene Ontology annotation, cellular component: nucleus. Gene Ontology annotation, molecular function: DNA-binding transcription activator activity, RNA polymerase II-specific; RNA polymerase II cis-regulatory region sequence-specific DNA binding. Lineage: Eukaryota; Metazoa; Chordata; Actinopteri; Gonorynchiformes; Chanidae. The transcript has 6 exons. The record is from RefSeq and is a predicted model, not a curated record.
AUGGAGACGUCCUCGGUGUACAUGUGUUUCCCGUGCUAUCAGGAGUUUCCUACUCUGGAGGAAGUGCUCACGCAUCAGCUCACCUGCACAGCAGAACCAGCCAAUGAUACAGACACACCCACCAGCACUGCCCCGCCCACAGAGAGUUUGACCACGCCUCAGGUGCCAGAGACUGAGUUCAUUGGCCAGUCUCUGCUAGUCCCUCAGGUGCAGGUGGACCCAGGUGUGGGCGUGGCUUUGGGGAGUCAGCAGGUGAAAGGACGUCAGUCUGACAUACCCCGCAUCCUAUACCAGUGCGCCGACUGCGAGAUUCUUUUUGAUUCGCUGCCGCUAUGGCAACAGCAUCGAAAGCUGGGCACCUGCCAGGAGGCAGAGGCGGGGCCUGGAGAAACAGACACACCCACCCAGCAAGUCCUUGUCCAAUCGGAGCAGGGCGAGGUACAGGAGCAGGCGCAGGUGGAGAGCGAGAGCGGAGCGAUGGAGGAGAAAGACGGAGGGGAGGAGCCGGCCGAGAACGUUCCGGAAGACCGUCAGGCCGCCCAGGACAACGGCUUAGCAGGAAGGGAGGAUGAGGAGACGCGGGAGGCCAGCGGAGGAGAGGAGGGAGUGCGUGAGGAGGUGUCCGUGAGCCCCCCUGUGCGCCGGCGUGGGGCGGGGCCUAAGAAAGCCAAGCCCCCGUUGAGCCUGCUGUGUGUGGAUUGUGGGCGGAGUUUCAGCCUGGUGCCGGAGCUGGUGUCGCACCGCCGCACCGUGCACGGCCUGAAGGAGGCGCUGCACCGCUGCGGCGUGUGCGGCGAGAGCUUCCUCAACACCACGCUCUUCCUCUACCACCGCAAACAGCACCGCGCGUCCUCUAGCCCCGCCCCUAACCCCGCCCCCAACCCCGACCCCCCCGGGCAGGGCCUGCUGCUGCUCGCCGCCGCGGGGGAGGAGCAGAGCCUCUUGCUGCCCAGCGCGCUGCCGGAAGAUUCCACCGCUCGGCUGGAGGUGACGGUGGAGCAGGAGGGGAUGGAGGUGGUAGAGGAGCCGCAGAUGAGCGUGGAGGAGGAGCAGACGAACGUCGACGCCCCUGUGGAGGUGAUGGAUGAAGAGCAGCAGACAGAAGGAGAGAUAAAUGAGGGUCAGCAGACGGAGGGUGGAGAGGAGGUCAGGGAGGAGGUGAUGGAUGAAGGAGAGGUGACGGAGGACCCGGGCAGUACGGGCGUGGCCCCUUCGGCGGCGUCUCAGAGUUUCCUGUGCAGCGUCUGCGGGUCGGGUUUCGGCGCGGAGGGCGACUUGGCGGAGCACCGCGGUUCCCAGCACGGCCUGUCGGCGGCGCUGCACCGCUGCCCUGACUGUGGAGAGGAGUUUAUGAACACCACCCAGUUCCUUUACCACCGCCGAUCACACCGGAUCUCCACCUCACACACACACGCUCCCGCAUCGCUCACGCAGACCCUCCCGUGGACAUGCCUGUCAGUAGUGAGGCGUCAGACGGGGGCCUCGCCGUGCAGUCAGAGCCGUCUGACGCCGUGGCCAACCUGCCCCCCCCCGCCCCCGCCCGCCCAGCUGAGUCGAGACUGGUCCCGCACGGCACUGCCCCACGCCUGCCCGUACUGCGGCCGCGGCUUCACCCGCCGCUGCCAGCUGCGCGCCCACGUCACCAGCCACACGGGAGAGAAACUCUUCAGCUGCAAGACCUGCGGCAAAGCCUUCUCGUCGCCUAGCAACCUGCUGCGGCACACGCAGACGCACGGAGGCGCCAGGCCCUUCUCCUGCGACCUGUGCGACAAGUCGUUCUUCGAGGCCGUGACCCUGAAGCGACACAUGCUCAUACACACGCACUCGGGGGAACGUAACACACACCAGCGUCGCAGGCGGGGCCGAGGGGGCGGGGCCAUGGGCAGGCUUCUCCAUCACUGCCCAGAAUGUCCCGCCAGUUUCAAACUGGAGUCUCAGCUACAGAGUCACAGACUUCUCCACACCAGUCAUCCAUUCCCGUGUGACGUGUGCGGUGAAGCGUUUCAGCGACGUAAAGAUCUCGACCUCCACUCGCUUAGUCACCAAGAUAAAGAGCCUGUGGCAUGUGGUAACUGUGGAUCCCUGUUUCUUAAUCAGUCCGUGUUGGACGCUCAUCUGCAGCGUUGCCUGGCGACCGAGCUGGAGCAGGCAGGGGGCGGGGCUAAGCCUCAGGGGCGGGGUCGCAGCGGGGGUCAGUUAGAGUGUGACAUGUGUGGCCAUCGCUGCGUGACGCAGGACGGGCUGGACCUGCACCGUCUCUCGCACACCGGCCAGACGCCGCUGAGGUGCCCUCUGUUGCCAUGCCGACGGCGUUUCGCCUCAAGCUCCGCCCUCGCCGAGCACGUGCUCGCCCACUGUAAGGGCACGCAGGUCAAGGGUCGCGCCCCCAGAAGAUUCCGCUGCCAACACUGCGGGAAGGAGUUCGCUUACGCCUCCACUUUCGCCGUGCACAUGAGGAUCCACACCGACGAGAGACCAUUCGAGUGUACUCACUGUGGGAAGCGUUUUAGGCAGCUGCCUCACCUGCAGGACCAUGAGAGGAUCCACAGCGGCGAGCGUCCGUUCAGCUGUUGGGUUUGUGGGAAGAGUUUCAGCGUGGCGGCCCGUCUGACGGAACACGCCCGCGUCCACAGCGGCGAACGCCCGUACGCCUGCACACGCUGCCCCAGCGCCUUUCGCUCUCGCCCCAACCUCGACAAACACAUGCGUCUCCACGCCAACGAGCCCGUCCCCGCGGGGGAAGGCGAGGGGGACGCGGCGGUGCAGACCAUCCUCCUGGUCCAGUCCUCUUCGCCCUCGUCGGAGUCGCCCGCCCUGGGCGUGGCCCCGGAGGGCGCCGUGGUGAUGUCCUCGCUGCAGGGGGCGGAGCAUGUGGCGGGCGCCGGCAGCGUGAUCCCCGGGGCCGCCUCGUCCUCGGUCGUCUUCCUGCACCCCUCUAUCACCAUGCCGACCAUUUCCAUGCCAACCAUCUCCAUGCCCUCUGUUACCGUGCCGACCAUCUCGGUGGUGGAGAGCGAUGAUGUGCCGCACACCAUAGAGUUUAUUAUAGAGGAGACUGUGUAGAGAGACAGAC